GAUCGCGGAAGGUGACGUGGACACGGAAGUGGUCGUCGUCGCGGCGGCACUGGUGGGAGCUGGGCGCGGGGAUCAGAGUGUGGACGGCGGGCGGCAGAGGUCUCGCACCUGUGGUGGCGGAGGACGCAGGUGUUGUCGGUUGGUUGCGAGUCCGCUGAGCCGACGAGCGGCUUCUCAGGCUUCCUGCCGGUCGGAGUCCCUGAGCCGGGCCCCGCUUAGGCGGCGUCACCAUGACCAAGGCCGGUAGCAAGGGCGGGAACCUCCGCGACAAGCUGGACGGCAACGAGCUGGACCUGAGCCUCAGCGACCUGAAUGAGGUCCCAGUCAAGGAGCUGGCUGCCCUCCCAAAGGCCACUGUACUGGAUUUGUCCUGCAAUAAACUGUCUACUCUACCGUCGGAUUUCUGUGGCCUUACACACCUGGUGAAGCUGGACCUGAGUAAGAAUAAAUUGCAGCAACUGCCGGCUGACUUUGGCCGUCUGGUCAACCUCCAGCACCUGGAUCUCCUCAACAACAGGCUGGUCACCCUGCCUGUCAGCUUUGCCCAGCUCAAGAGCCUGAAGUGGCUGGACCUGAAGGAUAACCCCUUGGAUCCUGUCCUGGCCAAAGUGGCAGGGGAUUGCUUGGAUGAAAAGCAAUGUAAGCAGUGUGCCAACAAGGUGUUACAGCACAUGAAGGCCAUGCAGGCGGACCAGGAGCGAGAGAGGCAGCGGCGGCUGGAAGUAGAACGAGAGGCUGAGAAGAAGCGAGAGGCCAAGCAGCGAGCGAAGGAGGCUCAGGAGCGGGAGCUGCGGAAGCGGGAGAAGGCGGAAGAGAAGGAGCGCCGCAGAAAGGAGUAUGAUGCCCUGAAAGCGUCUAAGCGGGAGCAGGAGAAGAAACCCAAGAAGGAAACAAAUCAGGCCCCAAAAUCUAAGUCCGGCUCUCGGCCCCGUAAGCCGCCACCCCGAAAACAUACCCGGUUUUGGGCUGUGCUGAAGCUGCUGCUGCUGCUGCUGCUGUGUGUGGCUAGCGGGCUGGUGGUUUGCCGGGUGACAGAGCUGCAGCAGCAGCCACUCUGCACCAGCGUGAACACCAUCUACGACAAUGCAGUCCAGGGUCUGCGCAGCCACGACAUCCUCCAGUGGGUCCUGCAGACCGAUUCUCAGCAGUGAGCUUGUCCUCAACACCUGCUGCCUCCCAGCCUUGGAGCUUGGAUUCCUAUGGAAUUGGGUUCUGCUGGACACAACCUCUUUUUAGCGUCAGGCCUACCUGCCAUCAUCAAAUGGCUGCUGAUUGGUACUUGAGACCUCCUCUUUGUAGGACUUCUUUGUUCCUUAGUCAGGGUUCCCUGGUGGAAUAAGAAGUAGGAGGUGGGGAAAGGAAAAAACCUGCAUGCCUAAAGGAAUAGGCUUGGGGGUGGGGAGAGGAAAAUACAUAGCCUUUUCUAGUUGUUAUACAAAGCUGUGUAAAGGGAAGGCUCAUUUCUACUAAAUGGUCAGCUGUCACUACAUUUAUACUUUUGUAUGUCACAAACCCUUUCAUUCCCCCCUGGGUAGCCGGGGCAGAUCAGGAGGCAGUGUGUUAUUGGGGACAAGGGGAACACCAUACUCAGCAAAUCCAGCCUAAAUUGGGGGGGAGGGGCAUACCUAUUUUCUUAAGGACCUUAGACAUUCAGACAUUUUAAUGAACAUACAAAAUCUCAGGCUCAGAAAGGGACUUCGAGACAAUCCAGUCCAAUAGAACACUUGCAGAUGUGGACAUUGAGGCCUCCCAUGACAUGCUUACGGUCUCCCAGCUAGUUUGAGGUAGAGCUGGACUCCCACUCCAGCAUCCUUUUCUUCCCAUCAUUUUGCCUUCCUUAUAAUGUCUUGAGAGAACAGCUCACAUGAGAAUUGAGUACCCCUCAGCCAGAGUAUAGAAUCUUUCAUGUAGACAGAUUCAUGACCCACAAAUAGAAAUCUCAGCCAUGAGGGUCUUGGUCAGCUCCUGUGGGGUCCCACCCCAAAUUAUGUGGUUUCCAUAAAACAGGAAUGGUCCAGGCUCUUAUCCUUAAUUUUAGAGCAUUAACUCCCCAACUAUCAAUAAACAAGGCAGACCCUUGCAAAGCCAGUCUGUGACAGCUCUGUUAGUAGUUGAGAUGACUAAAUACCUCAAAGGCAACCUGAAAACUUGAGCGUCAUAGACAGGUUUAGAAUUGUUUGAUUCUAAACCUAGAACUACACCUGUGCAGUGAAGGGUAACAAGUAGUAUCAUGACAUUUAAAAUGGUGCAGGAACUAGUGACUAGUGCAAAUAAGGGCAUAACUGCCUUUCCGUCUGCCAGAGUAAACGCUGACUUGCUCAGUGGGCUCCUUUGCCUCAUCUUUUCACAACAGCUGGAUGAAAGGAUCAGAAAUGGCCAUGUCAUGGUGCUUAUUCUCUGAAAUCUCCCAAUUGCAAGCUCCUUGCCUCUCCCCUAGGAGAAAAAGAACCUGUCAUGGUUCAGAGAAAAAAAAGGAUGGAGUCCAGCUUUUUAGCCAGAGUAGCCCAAUGAGAUAGGACUGCCACUCAUGACUGUCCUGAAUACUGGAAAAAAUGACUCCCCCCAAAGAUAUAUCUGCUGCACAGGCCCACACCUUAAUCACUACACAUUCUUUUUGUCUUCCUCCAAGCUCCAGAGCCAUUGGUACAAAUGCUUUAUUGAAACUAAACCUGUAGUACGUAAGAUAAGAGAAUACAGAAGUUGGCCUAGUGAUCAAACCCCAUUCCCUAGCUGGUUGAGGCAGCCUCAGUGGGUGAGAGGAAGGCUGGAGCACACCCAGCCUAGUAAAGCCAACCCGCUGAGGGCAGUUCACUCAUGAUCCCUAGAUUUGAUGCUGAGGUUCUUUUGGAUUUCAAUGAUUAAAUACAUGUCUGAGUGG
Molecule: messenger RNA, 2878 nt
Organism: Pteropus alecto (black flying fox)
Lineage: Eukaryota; Metazoa; Chordata; Mammalia; Chiroptera; Pteropodidae
Gene: LRRC59
Product: leucine rich repeat containing 59
Exons: 7
Coding region: 231-1151 (306 amino acids)
Molecular function (GO): protein binding
Source: RefSeq, a predicted model, not a curated record